AUGGAACGCAUUCGGCACAACAUGAAAUUGGCGUCGAUUACCUCUCGUGCCCUCUGUUCGAGUCCCAGAGUCAGAAUCACCAUCGAGUUCAACAACCCCAAGCAGAGCUACACCACCGGGGACCAGAUCGGGGGCACGAUAACCGUGGCUGUGGUUGAUGAGAUCACGUUCGAUGAUAUUAGUAUCACGCUUGAAGGUUCGUCACGGGUCGCUCUACUGCGGCCAGUUACUGAAAACCGAGAAAUAAAGGCCUCCCACACGUUCCUCAGGCUGCAGCAGCCUAUGGAUAAAGCCGAGUAUCCUCCCUUACGAACCUUUAUCCCCGGAAGAUCCUACACGUACCCCUUCACUUUUGUGAUCCCCAGCGAACUACCUCUGGGGUCCUGCAUCCACAACGGAGAGUGGGGGUCUGGCCCUCAGCGACAUGCUGGACUUCCCCCCAGCAUGCACCUGGAGAAUCUGUUCCAGGAACUGUGUCGCAUCUCUUAUCUCAUUCGUGCAACCGUCCCCCGGCAAGGGAGAACCAUUGCUAUCUCCACGAGGACUGUGCGCUUCACUCCGACUCUCCCUCCUGGUAUCCAGGCCUCCCGCUCAUACCGGUAUCCUACGGAGAUGAUCGUUGGCAAGAUAUCACUGGCGCGGGGCCAACUUGCUGUGCUGGCUGCGACACCCCAGCUGAUCCAGUGUUGUUCACUCACGCGCGCCUCGGCAAGUGAUGUGGAUAAGUAUGUCUGCAUGCAAGUUCGCUUCGACCCGGUGGGGGAUGCACCGCCUCCACGGCUACGGGCGGUUUACCCUACACUCAACGCAUUGACAACUUUCAGCGCAGCGCUCGGCGCAGGCCAGAGCGAGACAGGGCCCGAUCCGCGGUAUCAAGGAGCCCACGUCGGGACGACUGCCCUUCCCUCCGUUGACCUUUCAUCCGCACGAUGGGCACGACAUACGUUCGCCCCAGGUCCAGGGCCUCUCAACUACCAUGGCCCGGUUGAGGCAAAUUCCCAUGUGAGAAAGGCGUUGUCCGGAGCGAAUGAACUCUAUUACACCGUAUCGAUAGCCAUCCCAGUCGCCCAACUGGGACACAGGGACCAUGUGCCAACGUUCCAUUCGUGCCUCGCCUCUCGCAUCUACCUUCUGUCACUUACCCUGUCAUAUAAUGUGGUUGAGUCAAGAGGACGUCGCGCUAUGAAGCUUCAAGUACCCCUGGAGCUAUGUACGGCCUCCGAUCAUGGGAGCGAGCUGCCUCUACAGGAUAGGAUGGGGAUGUCGAAGCCCUCUCAGUUCGGCGCACCCCCGCCGCCCUAUUCUGGUCAGAGUCCCUCGCUGCGUGUGAUACCCUUUACACAUGCGGAGGCGCAGGCGCAUGAUUUACCUGGGUAUUCUGAUACUGUCACCUGA
Molecule: messenger RNA, 1395 nt
Organism: Aspergillus melleus
Lineage: Eukaryota; Fungi; Ascomycota; Eurotiomycetes; Eurotiales; Aspergillaceae
Exons: 2
Coding region: 1-1395 (464 amino acids)
Source: RefSeq, a predicted model, not a curated record